GGGACAAUGAUCACAACGCCUAUUUCCUUUCUUUGAUACAAUCUAAUGCCAAUAAUAGUAAACAAAUUAUGUUAUACUUAAGAAUUUAAGUAUACUUUUCGACAGCUAACUUACACAAAAGAUUAGCUUAUAGUCCCAAAACUCGCCCUGGUACAUGUGGUGGGGGUGGCGUAGCCGUAGGCUUAUUACUCGUCCACAGCGCUGUGCAUGUGCAGCGCAUUUGCAAUGGUAUUGCAUGAAUUUCCAAAAGUGAAGAUAGCCGUUAGUUUUGUUAUAAUGAUCGAGCAAUGUUGGGGGAGAGCUAAAAUUAAAUUUAUGGACUUUGAUUCUUGUGAUUAACGUCAAUAAUUAUAAUUUACGUAAUAAAUAAUAUUAAUGUCAUUAAAAUGAUUUUAUAAUUUUAUUUUCAUUCAUUUUGUAUUAAUUUAUUUACCAGGUAGUAGACCGGCAACACGAUACAAUUAAACGUAGCUAACUUCGCUUCGGACGUAGCUAGUGUUCGGAUUGUGUGUACACAAUCAUGUCGGUCGCGGGCGGCUACAAAGACCUUCUUAAGCCGAAGAAAAAAUACAAGAAACUUAGCAGGAAGGACAAACUUGAUAAUGCAAGAGAGAGGGUGGUUAGGAAGUUGGGGGAGGAGAAGAUUGAGGAAAUUGUGAAUACCUUUUCAAAGGCUGACGGCACUGCAAACAAGGCGAGAGCCGAUGGCAUGAUUUUGACAAUGCUCGCGCAGGGGCUGUCGCAAAUCGAAGUGAUUUCUAUUCUGCCUGUUGGCGGAUAUCGGGUUUCGCGACUUUCCAGGUUCGAUCCAGAGGAAGAGGAGGGAAAGACAAGGAAAAUUCCGUGGCAUGCAGCUACAGACGAAGAUAAGGAAGCUAUCAAGAAGCAGAUCGACUCCUGGGACAUAGAACCAGGCUACCCUUGUGCCCACCGCAAACCCUUGGAAUACAUUGAAGCAGGGAAGGAAUGGCAGGCUCUCUACGCAGAAUACAAAGAAGAGAGAUGCAUGAGUGGAAACAGAGUGUUGAGCCUAGUCCGAUGGAGGGAGUAUGUGCGGGCCUUUAGGCCCAGGCUUAGGUUGAAGCAUGCGACAACAGACUUGUGUAACUGCUGUUAUAAGAUUGACCUCGAGCUUAAAGAUCCUGCCAUAUCUGAUGAACGCAAGGCUGAGCUGAAGCUCCAGAAAGAAACACAUCUUGAGGAUGCGAUUACUCAGCGGCGGGCUAUGAAUAAAGCUGUAGCUCAAUACCAGAAGGCAUGGGCCCCAAAUGACCAUGCAGUUGAAGAAGUGCUAUCACUAGUGAUAGAUCCAGAUGAGCCUGGAAAUGAAGACACAAACCAGCCUGAGAUACCAGCUGAGAUUGAUGAGGGAGAUGCAAGCUCUGAGGCAAACGGGCAUCCAUCUUCUAUUACCACCAACACCAACCCCAAUGACCAAGCCUCAACAACAAAGGAUGAAGCAAGAAAGAUUGUUGUUCUCUGUGAAGACUAUGGACAAGCCAUAGCCUUGCCAUCAUACAAGCUAUCAAGACCUAAUGUGGACUACUUUAACUCUGACCUGCACAUCCAAAUGUUCAAUAUCUGUGAUGUCACCCAGAAGAAGAAUGCAAUCUUGCUGUACGAUGAGAGAACAGCAGGGAAGGAUGGCAAUGCUACAUGUUCGUUGCGCUGGUACUACCACUGCAAAUUUCUACAGAACUUGCUGCAGAAGGGCAUUUCUCCUCCUACCAUGGCCAUUAAAGUAUUGGACAAUUGUGUUGGACAAAAUAAGUCUCAGUGUACAUUGAUGUUUGAUUGUCUUCUGAGCCUCCUCUUGUAUGAUCGGGUUGCAAACUUUUAUUUGCUUCCUGGACACAGCCACAUGAAACCAGACCAGGUCGUAUCUUCCUGCAAGCGAGCUCUCAACAAGAAGAACCUUUACAUCCCAGAUCAGGUAGUUGAUGCCUUCAACACAGUAUCUGGAAUGCACGCUGAGUUCUUCAUCCCUGAGAAAAAGGUCUUCCGUGACUGGGACCGUUUGUUGAAGAAGUAUCUGAAACCUCUCCCUACCGGAUUCACAGAAAACUACUGCUUUGAGGUGGCCAAUGGAGCAGUAGUGUACAAGCCAUUGGUGUCAUCUCCAGAUGAAGACGGUUUGGAGCACAUCUUCUGCACUAAUGUGGCUGCAACUCGUAAGGCAAUUCUUGCUGAUGUCCUAGGAUUGCCAUCCACAGCAGAGCUGGCAGAUAUUGUUAGCAGAGUUCCCAAGCUGCCCGUGCUGGAGGAAAGACCUGUUACAAAGUCCAAAGAGAAGUCAAUCUCCAAGAAGUUGUCAUGCAUCCCUGCACAAUACAGGGCAUACUACCCCGGUGCUAAUGUGAGCCAAGAUUCUAAUGAUCCAAUUGACACAGAACAGGAAGCCCCACCAGUUACGAGAAAGAAGCCGGUGGGACGACCCAAGAAGUCAAGUUCUGUAGAGAGUACUGGAGGGGUGCAGAAGAGUAUUGUGCGAUUUAUGAUCGCUUCAGAGCACUGAAAGGGAUGGACAUAGGCCCGAAUUCACAAAGGUGGUAACCCACGGUUGAGUCCAUGGAUUAUGUAGAUUUCCUGUAUAAAUUGCGCUUA
Lytechinus variegatus (green sea urchin) is the source of this 2604-nucleotide messenger RNA. RefSeq lists its product as uncharacterized. NCBI's taxonomy places the organism in Eukaryota, Metazoa, Echinodermata, Echinoidea, Temnopleuroida, Toxopneustidae. The record is from RefSeq and is a predicted model, not a curated record. The transcript has 4 exons. Bases 521 to 2515 code for a protein of 664 amino acids.